CCUCCUGAAGGCUGAAUGUCUGUUGCCGUGCUACCAGACAAAAUAACUCUGAGUGCUUUGUUGUUGUGUUUUGCAGGUGAAGAUGACAAGCUGAUCCUAUGUGAUGAGUGCAAUAAGGCCUUCCACCUGUUUUGUCUGAGGCCGGCAUUGUAUGAGAUUCCAGAUGGAGAGUGGCAGUGCCCGGCCUGCCAGCCUGCCAUGUCCCGACGAAGCUGUAGAGGCAGGAAUUACACUGAAGAUUCAGAUGAUGAGGACGAUGGAGAAGAGGGGGAUUCGGAGGAGGAGGAAGAGGAGGAAGAGGAAGAGGAGGACGAGGAUUAUGAAGUGGCUGGAGUUCGACUACGACCCCGAAAGCCAGCCCGGGGCAAGCAUGGUGGCAUCUCCUCCACUUCAAGGCCAGGCCGUCGUGCAGGCAAGAAGUUACAUCCUUCCAGGAGACCCCGGCAGAGGGCCCUGCCAGGAGAUGAGGCCGAAGUUGAUGAGCUGGUGCUUCAGACCAAAAGAGGCUCAAGAAGGCAGACUUUGGAGCUGCAGAAGUGUGAAGAGAUCCUCACCAAGCUCAUUAAGUUCCGAUUCAGCUGGCCUUUCAGGGAGCCUGUGACCACAGAGGAGGCAGAAGAUUACUUCGAGGUCAUCAGCCACCCCAUGGACUUCCAGACGAUGAAGAAUAAAUGCUCGUGCGGCGCUUACCGCUCGGUGCAGGAAUUCCUGUCCGAUAUGAAGCAGGUGUUUGCCAACGCGGAGCAUUACAACUGCCACGGCAGCCACGUGCUGACCUGCCUGGCGAAGACAGAACAGUGCCUCGUGGCCUUGGUGCACAAGCACCUCCCGGGCCACCCGUACGUCCGAAGGAAGCGCAAGAAGCUCCCCGACCAGCCCUUGGAGGGGGAAGUGGGAGACAGUGACCCAGAGCCGCCGGGACAUUCCAGGGGUCGGAAGAGGAAGAAAUAAAAGGAGGCUGGGACGGUGUCCAGAGUGGCGGUGAGGGCAGAAGACUGAGCAGGCCUCCCAGGGAAUGGUUCACAGGGAGGGAGAGCGACCCUUCUGAGGCCUCUCCACCGCCGCCGCUGCUGCUGCCGCCGCCACCACUACAGAGAGAACUGAGCGCCUGCUUCCAAUAUAAUACAUGUUGUUAGGCAAUGUUGGUACUAGGUUGGCUUCUGUGCCCAGAGUGAUCUCGAGGGAUGGAAGGGGGCUGGGGACGGGCACUCUUGCCGCCAUGUUAAAAUUGUUAGGAAGUCGGUGAAAUGCCAAGGUGUUCCCUGGGAAUCCUGUGCCCCUUUGCUGAGAGUUCUCUCCUCCUUUCCAGCCCCUGGGGGGCUACCAUAGAGGGCUUCGAAGCCUUCUGCAGCUGCCUGCAGAGCCAAGCCCCACCUCUUAGUGCAGGGGAGGGAUUGCUUUGCUACACAGGACCAAGAGUAACCAGGCCGGUGGGCUGUUGAUUUUAAAAUAUAUAUAUAUACACACAUACAUAUAUAUAUAUAUAUUUAUAUAUGGUCUUGAUUUUUUUUUGGAAACCCCCCCCAUCUUUUUCUCCUGCCCCCAGUAAAAUUGAGUACAUCCCCCCAUUCGGAGGUCAGUUCAUUUUUCACCAGCAUCAUGAGAUAAUUUGGCUUUGAGGUGAUCUUGGUGGGCCUGAGGGGACGUCCCCUUCCUCCCUCCACCCCCACCCCGUCCAGUUGAGGCACUUCACUAUUAAAAAGACUGGAGGUUCCUGCUCCCGUAGUUGGCUUCUAAUCAUGCAGCCAGUCCUUCCCUUGGAUGAAUCUGGCCGGAGGAGGGACAUUGGCCCUCAGCCCAUCUCUCAGCCAGACAAGAUUUGGGGAGCAGAACAAAGCAGGAAGAAUUUGAACUUGUAACUUUUUUAAAAAUUGAUUUUUCUAGUUAUUAAAAGUUGCUUGUUUCAGCAGUGAUAUUGUAUAAAGGACACCUUGUAAAAUAAUUCUGUCGUCUUGCUUUGGCACAUGUACAGGACAAUUUAUAUGAAAGCCGUGUUUGCUUAAUCCUCGUCUCCCCCUCCCCAGCUCGUUGAAAGCCAGAAGGGUUGGGGGGGGGUCUCUAGUCUUGGCUCCCUGACAGCAGUGCUGCUCCCCCCAGUUCCUUCCUCUUGCCAAGUAUGGAGGCCCCAGACUCCAGCUUGGAGAGUCUGGGAGGAUUUCAUUGGCCCCAGAAGGGGAGGGAGAACCGGAUGGAGAGCCUUUUCCUGGGUGAGUCCUUAGCCCCUAGUUGUUGUACUUAGGCAAAACUUUGUAGUCCCGAUUCCCUUUUGUGGCCAACUUUGAUAAAAAAUACAGAACAGGGUUAAAUUUUUUCUAUCAAGUUUGAAUUUGGAAACUGAGCCAAACAGCUCUAAUGUACCUAUUUAAAUAAACCCACAAAAGUGAUGUAACUCCUAGGAUUUGAGAAUAAAAUCUUUACUACUAAACUGCAAGGUGUGUGUCCCUAUAUAUCUUAUCUCGGUGGCAGAGAAGGAUGUGGGAGGGACUUGCUCGGUGGCUGAUGGGAUCACUUGCUCCCAGCUUUCUCUUGUCUAGACCUGGAGCCAGUGACACCCUCCACAGCCCUGACCUCCACCCCCGAAGGCCCAGCUCUUCUUGUUAAAUAUUGAGCAUCUGAGUUGCUUCAGUGCCGUCUGAAUUGUAUGUUUCCUUUUUUGUUUUUAAAAAUUGUCAUUCAGGAGGGAGAGGGCCUGCCGAAGACCAGGCUUGUAAUAAAUUGGAAUUUCAAACAAUAAA
Messenger RNA from Vombatus ursinus (common wombat), 2735 nucleotides. Its product is annotated as tyrosine-protein kinase BAZ1B-like. The record is from RefSeq and is a predicted model, not a curated record. Gene Ontology annotation, biological process: chromatin remodeling. Gene Ontology annotation, cellular component: WICH complex. The transcript is spliced from 5 exons. Bases 16 to 951 code for a protein of 311 amino acids. Lineage: Eukaryota; Metazoa; Chordata; Mammalia; Diprotodontia; Vombatidae. Gene Ontology annotation, molecular function: histone H2AXY142 kinase activity; protein binding.